UUUUUUUUUUUCAUAUCUGGCAUCAUAGCUGUGUUGUGUUGGCCUGUGCGCUGUCCUGCGGGCUGUGUAGACAGCAAACUGGGGAGGGACGUUUCUGCACACCUCUUGAGUUUCUUCAAAGAGCUGCAGAGAGACACAGGGGAGGAGGGAGAUCACAGAGAGGGGGGAAGAGAGGCGAAAAAAAAAAAGAAAAAAAAAGCCAAUCCCAUCCUCCAGCUGGUGAGCAAGGCACUGCUGCUUGAACCCGUUUCGCUCCGCACUCAGAUGUAACCGGAUAAAAUGCUGAAGUUCUUCUCUGCGCGGGAUGACGAGAAUGAAAGCCUUCUGGGAGCGAUAACUGAGGAUGAGGGAGACAACCCGUCUCUCCAGGACACCAAGCACCACUGGCUGAACAGACCCUGCCUGCUGGUGCUCAAAGAUGGAGACGUGUCCAAACCGGGACUGGGCUGCGGCCAAAUACGCCCGGAGUCUCCCUCCAAGACGACUUCAGACGUGUCCGUCAGAGGCAGCUUUGAGCCGUGCGAGCAGAAACCAUCCGAGCAUCCUGCCAAAAGCGACUCACCCUCCCAGCUGGAGGAGGGCAGCUGCACUGUGACCACCAUCUCCACAUGGGGAGAGUCCUCCAGCCCCCUGGUGCUGAGCCCCGCCGAGGCUGCGUGGCCGGAGGAUGAGGACGGAUCGGCAGGGGAGAAGAAGAAGCAGAAGAAGAAGAAGGAGGAGCCCCAGGUUCUCCCAUCAAAGGAGGACUCUGUGGUCGAGGAGAAGGAGCUGGAGGAGAGCAGGCUGGAGCAGCAGGAGCAGUCCUGCAGCUCCGAGGCGACAGCAGCACACGACGAGAUCCAGAGCCAGUUCAAGAUGGGGAGCUCUGAUGGAGGAGAGGAGACGGCAGCCGGCGGGGAGGGAGCGACGGGAGACUGCGCAGCUUCCCCCGUGGAUCCCGACAACGAGUCGAGCCCCGUCGGGAUCCUGUCCAAGGAUCGAGGCACCGUCCUCGGCGAGGUGGCUCCGGUGUGGGUCCCUGACGCUCAGGCGCUGGUGUGCAUGAAGUGCGGGGUCAAGUUUACGUUCACCAAGAGGAGGCACCACUGCCGCGCCUGUGGGAAGGUCUUUUGUGCACUUUGCUCCAGUCUGAAAUUCAGACUCACACAUCUGGAUGGCAAAGAGGGAAGAGUUUGCAUCUCCUGCCAUUCAACCCUCAUCAAAAGGACACCUCCCAGGGGGAAAAGGAGGGUGUGGUUUGCAGAUGAGAUCCUCAGUAAGCAGUCCGAGUCCGCUCCGACCACACCGGUCAGAGCGCCCAGCUUCUCACCGCUGAUGAGACGAGCGCUGGGCGGGCCGGUUAAAAGUCCUGUGGGUUCGCCGCAGAUCAGGAGAGCCUCGCGUCCACACGGGACCAAUAUCAACGAGGCCUGCGGUCCUUACGGGUGGGGCACCACAGCUUUGGUGAGCAGCUCCGCAAACCUCAUCCCUCUGGACGGCCUGCCACCCAUCCUCACCUCCACCGGAGUCAAAGGAGAUUACACUGUGGAGGAGCAGCCAUCUGAGAUGCUGCUCAUUCAGGAGUUGGAGAGCGGCAGGCCCAAGCCCCUGGUGUUUGUCCUCAAUGCAAACCUACUCGCUAUGGUCAAACUGGUCAACUAUGUUAACAGGAAGUGUUGGUGCGUGACGACGAAGGGGAUGCACGCCGUGGGCCAGGUGGAGGUGGUGGUGCUGCUGCAGUGCCUGCCCGAGGAGAAGAGCUUCCCCAAAGACAUUUUCAGCCACUUCAUCCAGCUGUACAGGGACAGCCUCACAGGAAAGGUUGUGAAACAUCUCUCGCUGUCCUUGUUCGGCAGCCGCUUCCUGGGCACUGAGGAGCACGCAGGCUUCCUGUACAUCCGCUCCACUCUCCAGUCCCUUCAAGGUCUACCUCUGCCCAACCAGCCCUACCUCUUUGGCCUGCUGGUCCACAGAGCAGAGGUGGCCUGGGCCAAAGCCUUUCCUCUGCGUCUCAUGCUGCGACUGGGGGCCGAAUACAGAUUUUACCCGUGUCCUCUGUACAGCGUGCGUCUUAGGAAGCCCUUGUUCGGAGAAAUUGGUCACACCAUCAUGAGACUGUUAGUGGAUUUUAGGAAUUACCGGUACAGCCUACCAAUGGUGCCAGGGCUCACUGUGGAUCUAGAGGCGCAGAGGACCUGCAUAAAGAUACCAACCACCGGGUACAACGAACUGAUGAAGGCUUUGAAUAAGUCCAAUGAGCAUGUGCUGGCCAUCGGGGCGUGCUUCAAUGAGACGGCAGACUCUCACCUCAUCUGUGUGCAAGGAGAAGACGGCCAGUACCAGACCCAGGCCAUCAGCAUCCACAGUCAGCCACGCAAAGUGACUGGAUCCUGCUUUUUUAUAUUCAGCAGUGCACUGAAAGCGUCUGCGGGGUACCUUGCCAAGUCCAGUAUCGUAGAAGACUGUUUGUCAAGGCGUGUGUACAUGUUGAUGUAUGUGUGUGUGUGUGUGUGUGUGUGUGGCCGUUGGUGUCUGUUUGUGUGUUUCUCCUGUCCCCUCUCCCCAGAUGGGCUUAUGGUGCAGAUCACUGUGGAAACCAUGGCCGAGCUCCGCCGGUCACUACGGGAGAUGAAAGACUACACCGUCACCUGUGGACGGCUAGACCAGUCAGACAGCCAGGAGCUUGUCUGUGUACAGUGGGUGGAGGAGAAAUGCACUGUGAAUAAGGGAGUCAUAAGUCCCAUCGAUGGUAAAUCCAUGGAGUCCAUCAGCAGUACGAAGAUGUUCCAGAAGUCAGAAUACAAAGAGAACGGGAAGAUCAUCCGCUGGACAGAAGUAUUCUUUCUGCAGAGGGGGGAUCAUCCCAAAGGAGGACCAAGUGACUCCGCUGAACACAACCGGCUGACGGAGCGCAUCGCCCGGGCCUUCUGCCUGGCGCUGUGUCCACACCUCAAGCUGCUGAAAGAGGACGGGAUGGCUAAACUGGGGCUGCGUGUCGCUUUUGAAUCUCAAGAGGUGGGAUUUGUGGCCGGGAGCAAUGGGCAGCCCCUCCCAGCUCAGUACCUCAACGCCCUGGAUAGUGUGCUGAUCCCCGUCAUACACAGCAGAGGGCGCAAGAGGGGUGACGAGCCCAUCGUGAUGGAGCUUAUCUUUUACAUCCUGGAGAACAUCACUUAGAGCUCACACCCACGUCCCACCAUCUCAUCGUUUUAACCCUGACCACAACUCUGUCUCCAGCACUUCUCAUAAAGUGUUGCCAUCAGUUUCAGGGCAAUAAAAGCAUUCAAAGGGCAAACCAGACCACAUCCAAGGUCUGCAUCCAUCUCAUCCACUCACGAGUAGAGCGACGUGGUCUGACUCUUAGCGGUUUUCUGAUCUCACCCUGCCCGGCCUGCAGCAGACAAUCUGGGUACGCAUGAAACCUGGGAUGGACCAUCAGAUCAGGGUACUGACACUGUACAGUAUAGUAGCAACCCCAUAGCUUGAUAUCAUUCAUGUCACAAUGUUCAUUGAAUUCCCAUAUGGAGAAUACCUUUAAAGUGGAAGCUGGAUUCAGCCCCACGACCUUAAAGCAAAGAGAAAAAGAAAAUGACUUGAAGUACUGUACGUAGUAGAUCUGUAGCUAUUUGAUGCACUCGGAACGAAUGAAUGCCAAAAGAAUGUUUUCAUACUUGGAUGUAUUUUAACUGAUUGCUCAUGAAAUGUAAUGUCAGCCUGGAAUUAAACUUGCAACGACGACUGAG
Acanthopagrus latus (yellowfin seabream) is the source of this 3722-nucleotide messenger RNA. RefSeq names its product zinc finger, FYVE domain containing 9b (gene zfyve9b). NCBI's taxonomy places the organism in Eukaryota, Metazoa, Chordata, Actinopteri, Spariformes, Sparidae. Bases 280 to 3156 code for a protein of 958 amino acids. Gene Ontology annotation, molecular function: metal ion binding. The record is from RefSeq and is a predicted model, not a curated record. Gene Ontology annotation, biological process: liver development; endosomal transport. Gene Ontology annotation, cellular component: endosome; early endosome membrane. The transcript has 16 exons.